Messenger RNA from Anopheles stephensi (Asian malaria mosquito), 18123 nucleotides. It is a transcript of the gene ft, whose product is annotated as cadherin-related tumor suppressor. Lineage: Eukaryota; Metazoa; Arthropoda; Insecta; Diptera; Culicidae. Gene Ontology annotation, cellular component: plasma membrane; cell-cell junction. The record is from RefSeq and is a predicted model, not a curated record. The transcript is spliced from 10 exons. Bases 1410 to 16973 code for a protein of 5187 amino acids. Gene Ontology annotation, molecular function: calcium ion binding. Gene Ontology annotation, biological process: homophilic cell-cell adhesion.
AUCCAGCCACUAGUACCAACUCGUUCGCGCAACAUAACGGUCGUCGAAAGGGCACACGAUCGUUUGCGGGCAACUUAGAGCAAAAAGAGUGACUGAGGCUGAGGUGGGAAAUCGUGUUUGCGUUGACAAAAGCUUGCCGUAGCUUAGUGUUCUGGUGCGAACGGAGGAGGAUUUGCUCUAAAUUCCCUGACGCUUCCACGACUGUGCCGAUCGUGUUUAACAGCGUGUGUCCGUCCAGUGUGCGCCCGAUCAAGUGUCGCCAAGUGUUGUGAUCCCAGGUAGAGUGUGGUCGUUGUUUCCCUUUUAAUAAGGGCAUUUAGAGAUAAGGGCGAAUUAGAGUUUAUACAGUCGAGAGUAAGGGGCAGUGUGUGAUUUGAUGGAGCAAGGCGGCGCUCAGAUGUGCAAUUCGUGCAAUGGGUUUGAGUAGUGGCAGCACUACCAAAACAGUGGUUCUCGUUUAAAACUCGGCGGAAAAGGAGUUUUACAGGCUGGCUGCCUCGCUUGUACGUGAAUUCCAUCCACGCCACGCACCACCAUAGCAGCCAGUGAGUCCAUGCCCGUUUGCUGCGUAUGUGGUACAAAAGUGCGAGUGCGAGUGUGUGCGAAGAAGGGUCAUCGAGCGAAAGAAUACAAAAAAAGGAGGAAAUAAAGCAAGUGCCGAAGAGCAGGGGGAAAAUUACAAUAUACAGGAAUUUGUGUAAAAUAUUUCCGAGACCCGAGACGGAGACGGUGGCUUGCAGGGCAAGGUGCAGGUCCUGCAGGUAUGCCAAUGCCAUAGAGAAGCGCAGCAGCAACGAACGAGUACAGCACGUGCAUCGAUUGACAAGUUUGGGUUAGAAGAAAUUUUCCGUGCAGAAAACGACAGGUCCUACUCGUGUGUCGCAAAAUUCGCGAUCUCCAGUUAAAGCUCGCUAGCUUCGUUGUCCAGAAUCGCCCGAGCUCUAUCAACUUAAGCAAAACUUUGUGCGUGUGUGUGAAGAGAAUCGCUUCCCAAAAAAGAGUGGCGCGAGUGUACUUCGAGUGUCGGCUUUUCGCGAGUGAUAGUGCAAUUGUUUGGGCAGAAUGGCGGAAGCCUUCAGCAAGUGUGGGUACCCUGAGCAGUGAAUCCAUGCGGUAGUGUGUACCAUGGCCGGCAGCAUGAGAAAUAGCAAGUUCAGCCGAUGUAUCAAAUUCCAACGGUUUAGCAACAUUUGGGCAAUAUUAUGACGCACCUGACUAGUAAACGUGUAAAGGUGCCCGGCGGUGCCCAUUCCCAGCGUGACAUCCCAUAAGACACCCAGCCAGUGUCUGUCGUGCCCGAGUGAAACAAGUCAGAGGUUGAGGAAAGGAAAGUUUUACGGGGCGGAAAGCGCAAAGUGUCCCUUGUAGAAGAAGAGUUUAGGAAAAAGGAAGAGAAGCAGUGAGUGAAAAUGUAUAGUGCCAGUGUUAUGAAUAUCAUUUGUUGGCUGCUGGUGGUGACGUUGGGGCUGUUAGCCUUCGAACAGGUGGGAGCACACAGUCCCGGGCCGGGGCCAGGGCCAGGUCCGGGCGUCGUUAUCAUGCCCAGGCGUCGGUCCUCCAGCGACGGGGCAAUGCAGUCCCGGGCGGUGGAAACACGCGUCCAGUUCAAUGUGUUUGAGAACGAACCGAAGGGCACGGUGGUGGGAUACAUUCCUACCAAGCCCGGCUUUACGUACCGGUUCAAUGAGCCACCGCGAGAGUUCGUGUUGGAUGCGAGCACUGGCGAGAUCAAGACAAAUGCCGUGCUGGAUCGAGAAGCGUUACGGGCCGAUCGGUACGAUCUGGUGAUCCUUUCCAGCCAACCGACCUACCCGAUCGAAGUGCGCAUCACGGUGCUGGACGUGAACGACAAUGCGCCGGAGUUCCCGGAACCCACGAUUGCGGUUUCAUUUUCCGAGAGCGCCAUCACCGGUACCAGGUUGCUGCUGGAUGCCGCCACCGACCGGGACGCGGGAGAGAACGGAGUGACGGACGAUUACCGAAUUGUGGACGGUAAUCAUGACGAAAAGUUCCGGCUUGCCGUUACAACCAGCCCGAACGGUGACGUGUACUAUCUGCAUCUGGAGACCACCGGCAAGCUGGACCGCGAAAGUCGCGGCUUCUACGCACUGAACAUCUCGGCGAGAGAUGGCGGAGAACCGGCACGGUACGGUUAUCUGCGCGUCAAUGUAACCAUCCUGGACGUGAAUGACAAUCCGCCCAUAUUCGACCACAGCGACUACAUCGUGUCGCUAAACGAGAGCGUUCUACCGGGCACGCCCGUUUUGCAGGUGAUGGCUUCGGACAGCGAUUUGGGCGACAAUAGCAAAAUAACCUACUAUUUGGCCGACGCCGAAACGCAGUUCACCGUCGAUCCCGAGACGGGCGUUAUUGCGACGACGGAGCAACUCACCUGUCCGCAUCAGAACUGUCAUGAGGGGGGCCGAAGUUGUCCCAAGAGCUGCGUGUUUACCGUGUUUGCGCGGGAUCACGGUACGCCACGGCAGGACGGCCGUACUUACGUCACAGUGAACCUGGUGGACACAAACGAUCAUGAUCCGGUGAUUCGGUUUCAGUACUUCCCACCGACCGGUCGGUUUGCGACGGUCGACGAAAAUGCUGCCAACGGUUCAGUGGUGGCGGCCGUGUCGGUAGUGGAUGCAGACGAAGGACUGAACGGCGACACUAGCCUGCGCAUCGUGGCCGGCAAUGAUCUGCAACACUUUCGGCUGGAGAAGUCUCCCAGCUUUUACAUCGUGCGGGUGAACGGUGUGCUUGAUCGGGAGGAAAUUGGCAAAUACAAUCUCACCGUGGUCGCUAUCGAUCGUGGUGUACCGGCCCGAACUGCAACCGCCCAUCUCAUCAUUCACGUCAACGAUGUCAACGAUCACGAGCCUGUGUUUGAGAAAUCGGAGUACUCGGCAGUGCUUAGCGAGCUGGCCCCACCCGGCACGUACGUGGCAAGCAUUACGGCCACGGACGAGGAUACGGGUGUGAAUGCUCAAAUUUUCUACGACUUUGUGGCAGGUAACCGGGAUCAGUGGUUCCGGAUCGAUCCUUCGUCGGGGCUGAUUACGACGCGUGCACCACUCGAUCGCGAAGUGCUCGGCCAUGUGGAGCUAAGCAUCUCGGCACGGGACGGUGGUCCAAAUCCGAAGUGGGCACACACUCAGCUGAAGGUGACGAUCCUGGAUGAGAACGAUGAAGCACCAGCCUUUGCUCAGCCACUGCUUAACGUAACGCUCAGUGAGACUUCACCACCGCGCACUGUAGUUGUUUCGCUGGCAGCUGUCGAUCACGAUCAGGGCACGAAUGGCAGUGUUACGUACACAUUCCAUCCCAGUGUGGAGCGCAACUAUCCCGGCACCUUCGAGCUGGACGCACUGUCGGGACAAAUCUCCACCCGUCGAUCGCUCGAUCGCGAACAGAUCGCCGCUUACACUCUGGUAGUGAUCGCCCGUGAUCAUGGAUCGCCGCCACAGUCUUCCAGCGCUACUGUACGCAUCACGGUCGAGGACGCCAACGACAACAGUCCCGAACUGUACCCGCGUGCGUUCUUUGUGCCAGUGAGUGAAGAUGCUGCCCCGGGCACGCUGGUUGUGCAGCUGUCUGCCAUUGAUCGAGACGAGGGAGAGAAUGCUGUUGUGCAGUAUGAGCUGGUGGGUGGUCCAACCACUGAUGCAGCUCUCUUUGCGAUCAAUGCCACAACUGGAGCACUGACGCUACGCUCGAGUCUCGCAAAAUCGUCAAAGCCCGUGCACCGUGUGAUAGUGGGCUGCAAGGACAGUGGCGGACGUCGCGCCGAACAGGACGCGGUCGUGGAAGUGGUAAAGGAGUCGCUCGUGGAGGAGAUUGGAUUCGAUACACCCACCGCCACCGGGUACGAGUUUCGUCUGCUGGAAGACAAUGGGCGUGAUCGACUUCCGAAGGCUAGCCAAGAACGGGAGGUGGGCCAAGUGCGUGCUAGGUGGGCGACGGGCUCAUCAUCCGCAGGCUCGUCCAGUGUCGUGUUUUCGAUCGUUCGCGGCGAUUCAGCCGCCAGUUUCCGUAUUCACGAGCGCACCGGAGUUAUUAGCACGGCGCAGCACAUCGAUCGCGAGCAGCACGCGUUCUAUCGGCUCACGGUGGCAGCACGCAAUGGUCUCGCAUAUGGCGAAACGACUGUGAACAUCACAGUGGUUGACGUGAACGAUAAUGCUCCCGCUUUCCUGUACGAACAUGACGAGAUUCGCCUGUCUGAGAAUGCCGCCGUUGGACAGGAAGUGUAUGUGGCCAAAGCGAAGGACGCAGACACCGGUCCCAACAGUCAGGUACGGUUCGGAUUGAGCAGCAAUCCGGAGAGCCUAUUCCGCGUGGCCGAAUCGAGCGGUGUGAUCUACCUAAACCGUUCCAUCAGUGUCGAACCAGGAACGGUGCUGUCCCUCGAGGUUAGUGCCACGGACGGUGGUAAUCCACCGUUGACGACGCGCACCACGGUCCAGGUGACGGUGGAGGACGUGAACGAUCAUACGCCCGUGUUCGAUCACACCUCGUACGAAACAUCGCUGCUCGAGUCUAUGCCAGUCAACUCACGCUUCUUUGCGCUGGCCGCGUCGGAUGCGGAUGUUGGACCGAACGGUCGCAUCUCGUACACCAUCGUGGAGGGUAACGUGGAUGGAAAGUUUGGCAUCUUUCCCGAUGGCUAUCUGUUCGUGCGCAGUGCAUUAGAUCGCGAAGAGCGCGACUACUACGCGCUGACUGUGGCGUGUGCUGACGAGGGACAGCCAGUGCCGCGCAGUUCCUCCGUACCGGUGAUUGUGCACGUCAUCGACGAGAAUGACAACGCACCGCAGUUCACCAAUGGUACGUUCGUUUUCAGUGUAGCCGAGAACGAGCCUCCGGACACGUUUGUGGGCAAGCUGACGGCGAUCGAUCGUGACAUCGGACGGAAUGCAGAGCUCAUCUACACUCUCUCGUCGACCUCAUCAUCUGCAUCGUUAUCAUCGUCCUCCGCGGCCAGCAAGGACCACGAGGAAGACUUUAGCAUAGAUUCACGAAACGGAUUCAUUCGCACCCGCCGUUCAUUCGAUCGUGAGGCGCUCGGCGGUCAGAACUUCCUGGCGCUCGAGGCAACCGUGUCAGAUAAUGGUGCCGUUCGACUUCGGGACCGCGUUAAGAUCAAAGUUUUCAUCACAGACGUGAAUGACAAUGCGCCCGUGUUUGUGCGGGCGCCUUACCGAGUGCAGAUUUCCGAGGGCGCUUCAGUUGGAACGCAGCUCGUGCGCGUCUACACACACGAUGCGGACGAAGGACUGAACGGCGAUGUGUUUUACUACAUUGCCGAAGGGAACCGAGCAGAGCGCUUUACUAUCGACGACUCCACCGGACAAAUAACGCUGGCACGGGCUCUCGAUCGUGAAACGACCGCUUCAUAUCAGCUCACGGUGGUCGCACAUGACGCAUCGAAGCAGCAUCGAUUGAGCGCUUCCACUACCGUCACGAUCGAAGUUUUGGAUGAAAAUGACGACGCACCCGAGUUCACGCAAACGCUCAGCCAAAUUGCAAUCGUCGAGACGACCCCCAUCGGCACCGAGCUCAUGCGGUUCCGUGCAACCGAUCUGGAUCUCGGGGCAAACGCACAGAUUGCCUUCUCGAUCGCUGCCGGCAACCGGCGGGACACGUUCCACAUCGAUGCCCUGUCCGGGGCGCUCUAUCUGCACAGAGGUCUCGAUUACGAGGACACGCAAAGCUACUCGUUGAACAUCUCGGCCGCCGACGGAGGAAACCCACGACUUGCCACCACCAUCCUGUUCGCGGUCAACGUGAUCGAUGCCAAUGACAAUCCGCCCGCCUUCCCGAACACAGCCAUCGUGCGCCAAAUCCGCGAAGGAAUCCCGCUGAACACGCCCAUCGUCACCGUGACGGCCGAGGAUCCCGAUUCCGGUUUGAAUGGCAAGGUACGGUACGAGAUCGCUCACCAAGACCCUCAAGACGGUGACGGGGAGCGCCAUUUCGGCAUAAACCCAACGACAGGAGUAAUUCACACGCUGCACUUUAUCGACCGAGAAGCCAUCGACACGUACCGGCUGACUGUGCUAGCCACCGACCAGGCAGCCCCACCGGCACAGCGACUUUCUGCCGAAAAGCUCGUCACGGUCAUAGUGGAGGACGUGAACGAUAAUGCGCCCGUGUUUGUGUCCAUGAAUGCUGCGAUUUUGCCAUUGCGGGACAGUGCCAUUACGGAGAUUAUGCGCAUCCACGCGCAGGAUGCCGAUUCGAGUUCGAAUGGGCUCGUUACCUACGAGAUGAUCGGUGGCAACAUGGACCUGUUCCAGCUGCAUCGAACGACGGGAGUGAUAACGCUUCGCAAACCGAUCACCAAGCCGGACACUCGCUAUCAGUUGUCCGUACGAGCAACGGAUGAAGCAGUGCAGGCGGAACGAAAGAGUAGCGACGCUUACAUCACCGUGCUUACGACAGGAGCCACCGGCAGCGGUGCCGGAGGACCCGUGUUCGCCAAGAAGGACCUUUCGGGCAGUGUGUCAGAGAACGAACCGAUCGGCACCAGCAUUCUGACAGUUUCGGCCUAUCUCAACUCGGUCUCGGACAUCGAGUACUACGUGACGAACGUGACGUCCGGUGCCAACGGGCGCCAGGUUAACCGUCUGUUUGACAUCGACACCAAGCUUGGAAUUCUCUCGACGGCCGCCGAGCUGGACCGGGAGGCCGGCAUCGAGCACUACGACGUGGAGGUGUACGCCGUUGCCGUCGGUGCCGUGCCCAGGACGACCAGCACCCGGAUUCGCGUGAACGUGCUGGACAAGAACGACAGCCCGCCAAAGUUCCAGAACCUCCCGUUGGUAUUCAGCGUGUCGGAAGAUUUGGCCGUCGGCCAGACGGUAGCGCGCAUCACCGCAACGGACCCCGAUACGCUGGGAAAACUGGAGUACACUCUGCUGGCAGGAGACGCACCCAAGUUCGUGCUGGGGCGGGAAACCGGUUUGCUCAAGCUGCGCGAUACGCUCGACCGCGAGACGGAAGAUUCGUACCGGUUCAAAGUCAGUGUGACGGACGGUAUCCAGAGCACCGAAACUACGAUCACUAUUCAGGUUACCGAUACGAACGACAAUCCACCGGUAUUCGCUGAACCGGCCUAUUCGUUCGACAUUCCGGAGAAUGCGUUACGCGGCUUCCACGUCGGAGUUAUCGGAGCUACCGAUCCGGAUGUCGGGACCAAUGCGGCCGUCACAUACACCGUAAUAUCCGACUGGGCAAAUGAUGUGUUCUCGCUGAACCCGCAAACGGGCAUCUUCACCCUGACGGCUCGGCUCGAUUAUGAAGAGGUACAACACUACAUUUUGGUGGUUCAGGCACAGGACAAUGGCUAUCCUAGCUUAUCCAGCACCGUGACUGUCUACUGUAACGUGGUCGAUCUGAAUGACAACGCACCAAUCUUCGAUCCGAUGAGCUAUUCCAAUGAAAUCUUCGAAAAUGCGCCGAUUAAUUCGGACGUAGUCACCGUUAGUGCCACCGACAUCGAUUCUGGAUCCAAUGGGCGUAUCGAAUACUCGAUAACGGCCGGAGACGAUAAUGAUGACUUUCAAAUCAUGGGUAACGGCACUAUUCGUACGCGCCGAUCGCUCGACCGUGAAUCGAAAGGCUCCUACAGUCUGGUGGUGACGGCUAGGGAUUGCGCCAACGAACCCGAGAAACGGCUCUCGUCCACUGUUCAGGUUACGAUCGUGUUAAAGGAUAUCAAUGACCUAGCGCCUGAGUUUGUCACACCGAACGAAACGAGCGUGGCAGAGAACAUCCCAAUCAACACGGUCAUCAUGGCGAUCAAGGCUAUCGAUCGAGACGAAGGACGCAACGGGUACGUCGAGUACCUGCUGGAAAACCAAGGUUCGGCCACGAGCCCAUUCACGAUUGGGCAGGCAGACGGAUUGCUGCGAGUUUCCGCACAGCUCGACCGCGAAACCAAGUCGAAUUACGAGCUAAAGGUCACCGCCAAGGAUCGUGGUGAUCCGCCGAAGAUGACCCAGUCGCGCAUCCUUAUCAACGUGCUGGACGAGAACGACAACAGUCCCAUAUUUGAUCCGAAGCAGUACAGUGCAGCGAUAGCGGAAAAUGCCAGCAUAGGAGCUAGUGUGCUGCAGGUUUCCGCUACCGAUAUCGACGAAGGCGCUAAUGGACGCGUACGCUUCUCGAUAGCAGCGGGCGAUGACAACCGCGACUUUACCAUUAGCGAAGACAGUGGCGUGGUACGGGUGGCGAAAAAUCUCAACUUCGAGCGCAAAUCGCUCUACGCCAUUACGGUACGGGCCGAGGACUGCGCUGGCGACACCGAAAACAGCGACGUGCGUUUUGACACCGCCCGAUUAUCGAUCACCAUCACGGACAUCAAUGACAAUCCGCCGACCUUCCUCGAUUCACCGUAUCUCGCCUACGUAAUGGAGAACGUCAUCCCGCCGAACAAUGGCUACGUGAUUACGGUGCGGGCGUACGACGCCGACACGCCGCCAUUCAAUUCCCAGGUUCGCUACUUUCUCAAGGAGGGCGACACCGACUUCUUCAAGAUCAACGCAUCGACGGGCGAAAUAUCCUUACUCCGGGCGCUAGAUCGCGAGAUGCAGGAAGAGUACAUCUUGACACUCGUGGCUAUGGAUACGGGAUCACCACCGCUUACGGGAACUGGUACAGUACGCGUCUUGGUACAGGAUAUUAACGAUCACAAUCCAGAGUUCGAGCGGCAAUCGUACCAGGCGACGAUAGCGGAAAACCAGCCGAUCGGAACUCGAGUACUGUGGCCAAAGGCUACCGAUCGUGAUGCGGGUCUGAACGCGAAAAUUCGCUACACGCUGCUCGGUGAGCAUUUGAGCCGCUUCCGACUGGACGCCUUUAGCGGAGAAAUCACCACGGCCGCCGUACUCGAUCGCGAGGAUAUGCCCAUCUAUCACUUUACGCUGAUGGCUCAGGACAGCUCCACCACGGAGCCGCGGGCGACGCUCGUCAAUCUAACCAUCAACGUGCAGGAUGUGAACGAUAAUAGUCCAGCAUUCGGUGCGCCUACAUUCCAUGUCAAUGUGCCCGACCGCAUCAAACCAGGCCAGUUCGUGUUUGGGGCGAAGGCGAUCGAUCGCGACGAAGGUGUCAAUGCACGGCUGCUUUACUCGAUCGUCGGAACGGACGCGUCCAAGUUUCACAUCAACGAGCAUACCGGAGUGAUCGAGGCGGCAGCUGAGCUGUCGACACCGCUGUCGGGCACCAACAACGAUCGCGUAUUUCGCCUAGCGAUUGUCGCAAAGGAUCAGGGCUACGAGCCGCGUUCGGCAACCUGCGAGCUCGCGAUUUCUCUGCGAUCGGCUCAUCUAUUUCCCGUCUUUUCCUACACUUCCGAAACACAGUUCGUGCUGCCGGAAGACAUCGCAGACGGUAAGAUGGUGACAAAGUUAGCGGCAACAUCACCAAAGAAAGGCGCCGUAGGUACCAUACGGUACGCCAUUGCUGGAGGCAACAUUGAUGAUGCACUGCGCAUCGAUGCGAACACCGGUGAAGUUGCAGUGAAUCGCAACGGGCUGGACUACGAGCGCCACCAGCAGUAUGAGGUGUGGAUAGAGGCUGCCGACUCUGACCGUCCGAGCCUGCGCAGCGUGCUGCAGCUGAUUGUUAAUGUUACCGACGCGAAUGACAACACGCCCGUCAUGGACCGGUCGGUGUAUACGGCGGAAGUACUGGAAGAAGAAUCGCCGUCACAAUUGGUCACGAAAGUGUCCGCCACGGACGCAGAUUCGGAGGAGAAUGGUCAGAUUACGUAUCGAUUGCGCGAUGAUUUCGAAAGCUUCGAAAUCAACACCGACACCGGUGAGAUCUACACGACCACAAGGCUGGACCGUGAAGACAUUGCGCAGUAUACGUUGAUUGUGGAGGCGGUCGAUCAAGGUGUACCGCAGCUGACCGGUAGUGCAACCGUUUUGGUAAACGUACUCGAUAAAAAUGACAAUCCACCCAAGUUCACACGCCUCUUCUCGGUGAACGUUACCGAAAAUGCCGAAAUAGGACAGUUUGUGAUCAAGAUCACCUCGUCCGACUCGGACAUCGGGAUCAACGCGAAUGCUACGUAUAUUUUCACCGAGAACCUCGGCAGUAAGUUCUCGAUCGACUCCACUACCGGUAAUGUAACCGUAGCAGGUCAUCUGGACCGUGAACAGCAAGACGAGUACAUUCUGAAGGUGGCAGCAGUUGACGGUGCCUGGCGUACGGAAACACCUCUCACCAUAACGAUCCAGGAUCAGAACGAUAAUGCGCCCGAGUUCGAGCACAGCUACUAUAGCUUUAACUUCCGCGAAUUGCAGAAAGCGAUUACGUUCGUUGGUCAGGUGAUUGCGACGGAUCGUGACAAGCAGGGCCCCAAUUCGGUCAUUUCCUACUCGCUACAGCAACCGUCCGACUUGUUCACCAUCGAUCCAGCGACUGGUGAAAUCUUCAGCAAGCGGCGCAUCCACUACAAGCACACGCAGAUGGAGGCUUCGCCCGAAAACAGCUUCACGCUAACAGUUCUUGCUACCGACAACGGCAAGCCCCCGAUGUACACCGAGUGUAUGGUGAAUAUCAACGUGGUUGACGCCAACAACAACCCGCCCGUCUUUAGUCAGAGCGAAUACAUGGCGCCCGUACCAGAGGGAGCGGAUAUUGGGCAGCGAAUCGUACAGUUGACCGCGCGAGACGAGCUGGAUUUUGGUGUGAACGCUGAAAUCGAGUACCACAUAGUCGGGGGCAACGGAUCGGACCAUUUCGCCAUCAACAAGCUCGACGGGUGGAUCGUCGUUGGUCGGAAGCUGAGCGAGGUUUCGGCAAACCCUGGCACAGUGUACAUCUUACAAGUGCGAGCCGUCGAUCGGGGCGUACCACCACAGCAAGACGAGGUUAGUGUAACGGUCGUCGUAACCGGCACAAACCGAUUUGCACCUGUCUUCCAAAGCCCUUCCUACCAGGUUAUUGUGCCGGAAAAUGAACCAGUUGGCUCAACGAUCCUUACGGUGAGUGCACCGGACAAUGACGAUGGCCCAAACGGAAUGGUGCGCUACGCGAUAAUAGCUGGCAACGAACGGAACGAUUUUAUGGUGCACAGCGUGACUGGUGCGGUCAGCAUCCGGAACUCGCUUGAUUUCGAUUUGAUACAGGUCUACCAACUGAACAUUACCGCCGAGGAUCUUGGUUACAAACCAAAACGAUCCAUUGCCAUGGUCACAAUCACGCUCACCGACAUUAAUGAUAAUGCGCCAUACUUCAAUCAAUCGCUGUACGAUGCAUACGUGGCCGAAAACUCGCCCGCCAGCACGGUCGUGUAUCGGGCGCAGGCUCACGAUCGAGACUCACCUAAAAAUGCCAUCAUCAACUAUGCCAUUGUGGGAGGCUCUGGGCGAGAGCUGUUUGCCAUCGAGACUGCUACCGGUAUCAUUACGUCGCGAGCGACGUUCGAUUACGAAGAGCAAGACCAAUACACGCUAACCAUCUCGGCCUACAAUCCCGAUUCUACAAUGCGCAACGAAACCAAGGUGAUCGUGCACGUUACGGGCGUGAACGAAUACUUCCCCAAGUUCAUCCAACCGGUGUUCCAUUUCGACGUAUCUGAAUCGGCAGAAGUGGGGUCCAGUGUGGGUAUUAUAGAAGCAACCGACAAGGAUGCAGGCGAGGAUGGUAAGGUGUACUACCUGCUGGUGGGUUCGAGCAACGACAAAGGCUUCAGCAUACAUUCCAGCACCGGCGUACUGGUGGUGUCACGCAAUCUCGACCGCGAGACGCAAUCUCGCGUGGUGCUAACGGUUCUGGCAAAGAACUACGGAGGCAUCCGAGGAAACGACACUGAUGAAGCGCAGAUCAUUAUCUCCAUCCAGGACGGCAAUGAUCCACCAGAGUUUCAGCGUGAACUCUACGAGGCUAGUGUUUCCGAGGGUGAUCCCAUCGGAACAAAACUGAUCGUUGUUAAGGCCGUAGAUAAGGACGUUCGGCCGCAGAACAAUCAAUUUAGCUUCUCCAUCAUUGGCGGCAAUAACGAUCACUCGUUCAAAAUCGAUCCUCAGACGGGUCAAAUUGAAACGGCGCGAAAGCUAGAUCGAGAAACUGUUCCGCUCCACAAAUUGCUGCUAGGCGCGAUCGAUACAGGCACACCUCCCCAAACGGGCACCACGAUUGUGCGAAUCACCGUAACUGACAUCAAUGACAAUGGCCCUACGUUCGAUCCGAAGGACACGUUUGGAUCGGUGCUAGAAAACGAACCGCCCAACACCGUCGUCAUGACGUUAGCCGCAAGUGAUCCCGACCUCCCACCGAACGGUGCUCCCUUUACGUAUCAGUUGGUCGGAGGCCGUCAUAAAUCUCUAUUCACGCUCGAACGUCACUCCGGCGUGCUAAAGACGGUUCGCAGUCUUGAUCGGGAACAAACACCACAGCUGGAACUGCUUGUCGAGGUGGAGGAUAACGGAAAGCCUCGCAAGCGAACGCAACACACAAUUACUGUGAAUGUGCUGGACCAAAACGAUAGUCCAUCGACACCGCGAACCGCACACGUGCUGGUGUACGUCUUUGGCGGUGGCCCGUUACAUGGAGACAUUGCCAGCGUGCACCCAAACGAUCCCGAUGUAACAGGCGACUAUCGCUGCAAGCUGCUAACCGAUGUCAAUAAGCAACCCGUGACAGCAUUCACGAUUCCAAACGGUUGUCAGCUACGGCUUACCAAUCCUAACCGCAUUCCUACGACUGGUCAUACGUUCCUAGUGUCUGGCAAUGACGGCAAACACCCGGACGUCACCUCCACAGUUUCGGUAGAGUUCUUACACUUUGAUAACGCCACAAUUGACCAGUCGAUCACGGUCCGCCUGGAGAACAUCAACAGUGCAAACUUCCUUGCCAACUACUAUCGCAACUUCAUCGACAUAGUAAAAGCGUCUCUUGAGCCAGCCGACGAUCUGAUAUUGUACAGCCUGCUAAACUCCGGAAAAGCACUUCAUAUUACCCUUGCAGUACGGAACACGCCGCUCAAAGGAUACCGUUCGAAGCAGCACGUGAUCGACCGGAUUUCGCGCAAGCUUGAAGCAAUUGGACAGCUGCUUCCCAACGUUCUCACCACGGUCGGUUACGAUCCCUGCCGUUCCAAGGAUACAUGUGCCAACGGUGGUGUGUGCAGUGCACGUAUUCAAGUACACCCAGAGGAGGACAAUCUCAUCACCGAUAGCCAGUCUCUCGUAUUUGCUUCACCGCCGGUGCGGCACGAUUUUGCUUGUACCUGUCCUGAUGGUUACACUGGCGCUCGCUGCGAUAAACGACAGGAUCCAUGUUCGCCGAAUCCAUGUCAUGCAGGAGGCCAGUGUCGUCGACAAGGGUACGACUUUCAGUGCACCUGUCCUGCAAAUCGAGAAGGGAAAUUCUGCCAGCUGGAACGCGGAGACAUUUGCUCUAGCGGUCCCUGCAAAAAUGGCGGUUCGUGUCGCGAGAGUUCGGACGGUUCCUCCUUUUUCUGCCUGUGUCGGCCGGGGUACCGAGGCAAUCAAUGCGAGACAGUGGCAGACUCGUGUCGACCAAAUCCAUGUCUACACGGUGGUUUGUGCGUUAGCCUUAAACCGGGCUACAAAUGUAGCUGUGUCGAAGGCCGAUACGGGCGACACUGCGAGAAAACUACGUUUGGAUUCCGUGAAUUGUCUUACAUGGCGUUCCCGGCGCUUGAUUCGGCCACCAACGAUAUAUCGGUAGUGUUUGCCACCACUAAGCCGGACGCUCUGCUAAUCUACAACUACGGUAUUCAGAGCGGAGGCAGGUCCGACUUUGUUGCGAUGGAAAUAGUGAAUGGAAGAGCGGUCUUUUCGUACGGCGGCGCCCGAACUGCCAUCACUUCCCUUGUGGUGGGUCAGAGCACAUUAACUGCCAGUGGACGGAAUGGGUCUAUUUCAAAUGGAGAAUGGCACAAAAUCACGGCCACACGCAAUGGACGCGUAAUGUCCCUGAGUGUCUCGAAGUGCACGGACAACGGCGACUAUUGCGAUGAUUGCCGACCGGGCGAUUCCAGCUGCUACGCUGACGAUACAGGUCCUACAGGCACGCUCAACUUUAACAAGCACUAUCUGCUUGUCGGAGGGCUUAUGGCGGCGGAUCCGGUGCUCGAACGACCAGGUCAGGUACAUUCGGAUGACCUGGUAGGAUGUGUGCACAGCGUCUCCAUCAACGGGCGGGCACUGAAUCUGAGUAAUCCGAUUAAAUCUUUCGGUAUUGAAUCGACAUGUCAACGCAGCACAGGUAGUAACGGCCCAUGUGGCCUCGGAUUACCCGAAGAUCCGGCCCAGCCCCUCUGCGGUCCGUACGGCCAAUGCAUGGACCGAUGGCAUACGGCCAUGUGCCGUUGCGGUGGAGCAAUCCUGUCUCCUGACUGUUACGGCUCCCUGGACGCAUAUUCACUGCAAGACGGCGCAUUCAUCGAGUUCGAAAUAACGGAAAAGCACAAGCGCAUGCAGCUGCUGGAAAGCAUAUACAGUGGCAAAAGCUGGAUCUGGAGCUACGAUGUAACACGCAGCAAGCGGCACGACGGUCAUGUCGCUCCCACGCUGACGAUCGCCGAAGAUCCACCCAAGUAUAUGAGCAUCAUGUUCAAAACAAACAAGCCGAGCGGAGUAUUGAUCUAUGCCGCGACCAGUAGCAAACACUAUACCGCUAUCGAGCUGCGAAAUGGCCGACUUUCAUAUACCUCGCACCAAACGUCCUUCGUGAACGUGUCCGCAUCAGCCGGCGGUGGACAGGACGGCCAUUCCCUGGCUGACGGCAGUUGGCACAAUGUGACGCUCCAUUCGCACAACCGCAUACUGCAAGUGUUGGUUGACGGGCGUAUUGUGGUGCCGGAGUUGGAUGCGACGGGCGUGCACGACUUUCUCGAUCCAUACCUUACCGUACUGGCAAUCGGCAACGUGCGACGGGAAUACUUUAGUGCUGGCGAUACCGAACCAAUGCCAGCCUACUUUCAAGGUUGCCUAGCCAAUUUCACCAUCAACGGUGAGGUACAGCCGUUUAACGGAUCUGGCAGUAUCUUCCGCAGCGUCGUCCAUCGUGGCAACGUGGCGCAGGGCUGUGUCUGGAGCGUUCUCGGCACGGCACAGGUUACCAACCCGCUCAACAUUGGCAUCACGCUGGUGAUCGUAUUUUUCGUGAUGCUUUUGAUCGGCAUUUUCAUCUCGUUCCUGGUGGUGCGUUGCCGUCGGCAACACAAAGAAAAGAGCGGCGCUCUGGGCCACUCUUCCACUGCACUACACUCCAAGCAAAAUGGAACCGGCGGAUCGACACUGUUGGCCGGUUCGGGACUGGUCUCGUCAGGUGGUUUGCACAGUGACGGUAGUGGGCGCGGUUUGCAUGCAAAUGAUCUUUCUGUGGUAGGAUACCACUCAGAAGGAAGUGAUAUGCUGCGUGGUGUGAGCGGCCAUCACCUCGUCGGUCCCGAACUCAUCUCGAAAAAGUAUAAAGAGCGCGAUCUCGGCAGUUCAGAACCUCAAAGACCUCAGCGACCGGAUAUAAUCGAGCGGGAAGUGGUGAGUAAGAGUCCACCGUUGCCUCCUCCGAGCCAGUCGCAUCAUCCGUCAGCGCCCCACGAUCACACCAACAACCCAUCCUCGAUGGAUCUAGGCUCAGAGUAUCCGGAACACUACGACCUCGAGAACGCCAGUUCGAUCGCACCUUCCGAUAUAGAUAUAGUGUAUCACUACAAGGGUUACCGGGAAGCAGGCGGUGUACGUAAGUACAAGGCCACUCCACCCCCCGUUGCUACGGCCUACACGCAUCAUAAGCAUCAGACGUCAGCAGCAGCAAACCAACAGCAGCAUCGCCAUUCGCCACAUCACGCCGCUGCCGGUGGACCUUACGCACCUCGGGUUUUGCCACCGCCCCAAGCUAGUCAACCACCGCCAUCGAAUGGAGCAGCACACGCGCGCCAACACCAGUCAACGCCACUGGCAAGGCUCUCGCCCAGUUCGGAGCUUAGUUCACAGCAGCCACGCAUCUUGACGCUGCAUGACAUCUCCGGCAAGCCACUGCAAAGUGCACUGUUGGCCACGACAUCCAGCUCGGGUGGCGUGGGAAAAGAUGCGUUGCACAGUAAUAGCGAGCGAAGCCUCAACAGUCCCGUGAUGAGCCAGCUUUCGGGACAGAGUUCGAGCGCGCGCAGUCGCAGUAAGAAUCCCAACGGAGUUCCUUCACAACCACCGAACGUAGUGUCGGUUAGUUCCGUCGUGGUACCAGUGGGCCAUGGGGGCAUGGGCCUUACCGCCGAAGAGAUUGAACGGCUGAAUGCGCGCCCCCGUACAUCCAGUCUCGUCUCGACGCUGGAUGCGGUGUCCAGCAGCAGUGAGGCGCCGGCACGUGUGCCAGCUCCACAUCUUUCACACAUGCACCACUCACCGGCAGACAUUGAUGCGCAUAGCUCUACCUCUACGGACGAGAGCGGUAACGAUAGCUUCACAUGCUCCGAGAUCGAGUACGACAACAACAGUCUGAACGGUGACACGGGCCCCCCCAACAACGUGGUCGUUGGCGGCAAGUACGGAAAGGGCCGUGAUGAUCCGGGAAGACGUAACGAUGUUGGUGGAGGCGGCGGUGGAGGUCCUGGCGGAGUCAGCGGUGGGGUCGGUGUGGGCGGAAAUGGAAGCGGCGGUGGUGGCAAGGGAGCACCGCAUCUACCACCAGCCUCGUCCUACGAUGGUUUCGAUUCUUCGUUCCGAGGAUCGCUCAGCACGCUCGUUGCGUCGGACGAUGAUCUUUCCAGCCACAUGGUUGGAAUCUACCGACAGCCGAAUGGAGGCGCUGCCUCACCGUCGGCCACCGGCUGGGACUAUCUGCUGAAUUGGGGUCCCAACUUUGAGAGUCUCAUGGGUGUGUUCAAGGACAUUGCCGAACUGCCAAGCGACGUAACGGUCAACGGUCGAGUGCCAAACUCGCUGCGUAUUCCUACCAGCGUUCAGUCAAAACCUUCCGAGGAGUACGUUUAAAUGACGAACGGCAUCCCCGAACGAAGGUUCACCAGUUCAUCAACGUUGUAACAUUUUUGUAUAAAAACUAAGCAAAUCAAGCAAAUGCAACCUCCCACUGUUCGCAUCACAAAUAGGUAGAGCAAAUAACAAAACUAGCUAAGGAAACCCUCGUGUACAUAAAACUACCAUGCCUCGAAUGCAGAACCAUCUGAGAUUAGCAAUUAGUUAACGAACUAAACGUGUAAGCGCAAAGUAUGAUCGGUGCAGCGCAUUCCAUCCGUAACUGGGCUGAGAAAUGAACAAUAGGAGAGCUAGUUCAACGGAGGUACUUUUUAAACGGUGGUACCUUGUAUCAAGGUCCUAAAGCUGUAUGUAGCAUGUACGACUGUCUAGGAACUGCACCAAUUAGAAAUCUCUCUAUGCAUUUAUGCACCCCCUUCGUUAAGUGUCGGCUGCAGGACAAUUGAUCUAUCAUCAGGAAUGGUUCGCUCCUGAGACGGAUCGUUUUUAUCGUUAAAAAAAGAAAACAGAGGCAAAAGAUGAUAGAAAUGCAGUGCUAUGCCCUUUAAGGUUUAACGAAACGUGCACAAGAGCACGCUUGCUAAUAAUGUGUACAUAUAGUAGAAGACAAAAGGCGCUGUUCGAGCCGAAUCGGGCACUGAAUCGAUGUAGCGUGUAAGCUUCUCUUGCCAUAUGCUUAUAAAGAUAUAAGAAAAACUCAUGCAGGGAUAGCAGCUGCAGUGUGAGGGAUCCGCAUGAGCCUAUGAUUUUAAUACGUUAUGAGACUGUUUUAUUUUUAGCUUUCAAACUCAGCGUAGGUAGUCGUGCUGUAUUAUAAUUAUAGAAAGUAUUGCCUUUUAGCUUUUGUUUUUAACUUUUGCGCAGUUUUAUUUUCGAUCUGUGCCCCCUGGGGGUUUUUAAUGAACCUUGACAUUGCCGGCAGUACAUAAUGGCAGUGUACACACUGUUCGAAGAUGAAAUGCAACGAUUUUAAAAUCACUAUCAAACCACGUGCAAGUCUAAAGAAAAAACAAAUCUUUUCGGAACAAAAUAAAACAGUUCAUCUGUUUUUAACUGAGCGGAACACUAAACGGGCGGCCGCCAAACAGGUCCAUUGUAACGUAUAGUUGAAGAAUAAAUUUCACACCACCGUAAAAUUUUAAAGAAA